This is a messenger RNA of Ostreobium quekettii, 1119 nucleotides long. The record is from the annotation of a GenBank genome assembly. Lineage: Eukaryota; Viridiplantae; Chlorophyta; Ulvophyceae; Bryopsidales; Ostreobiaceae.
AUGGGCCUCCCACCGGAGGUGCUGGCCCUGGACCUGAGCCCCAGCCUGGGCGACGUGCCUCUGUCCGAGCUGUUCGAGCGGGCCCGCACGAUCCACGCCCACCUGGCGUCGAUCCCGGCGUCCGGCGACCGGGGCCGAUCCCUGCUGUGUGCGGCGCUGGCGUGGCUGGCGGAGGCGGAGGCCCGGCUGGCCCUCCUAGGCGUCUUCUCGCCCAACGAGGACGCCGAUGACCUGGCCACAGGGGACCUCAAGUACGUGCUAGUGCCGUUCUACAUGGCGGAGCUAAUGGCGGCGGCGCGGGGCGGUGGCGACCCCGCGGAGGACGGGCGGGCGCUGGUCCGGGCGCUGCGCUGCCUGGCGGCGUUCCUGGAGCGCUGCCGGCAGUACGGGCUGUUCGGUGAGGUCAUCCCUGAUGCUGAGGACUCACAUUCCCCUUUAGAUGCAAAUGCCAGGCGCACCCAAAAGGUGGCAAGGUUCAAGCGAGCCCGGGAGGUUGAGAAGCAGCUGGAGAAGCUCCAGAGGCUAAGAAGCAACAUGGAUAGACUUGAAAAGGACGCCGAAGACCCGUCCCACGUCCUGAAUAUCGACGAGGAGGUCACGCGGCGCACGUGGCUGCUGACCAUCGAGUGGGCGGCGGCGCAGGCCCUCGACCAGCAGCAGGUGCUGCGGCAGGAGGUCGAGAUACUGAAGGUGAUGGAGGAGCGCGGGGAGAGCCGCCAGGGGGGAAACUCCGGGGCGUCCGGGACCUCCGCCCAGGAGGCACCCUCGCAGUCCCACGUGUCCGCCGAGAUGAUGCAGAAGCUGGCGGCUAUUGGCGCCAGCCUCGCCGGGCAAGGGAGGCAGCGGCAGGCCCAGGCGCAGGCGGAGGUGUUCCGGCCCUCCCACAUCCUGCCCACCGUCACCGUGGAGCAGCAGGCCGUGAAGGAGUGGCGCGAGGCGCUGGCGCUGCAGCAGGCGCGGGAGGCCGCCGCGAGCAAGAGGGCCGGCGACGAGUCCGGCGGGUCGGGGUCCGAGGAGGAGGGGGGCAAGGGCGUGUACGAGCAGCGCGCCUGGGAUGACUGGAAGGACGACCACCCCAGGGGGUACGGCAACAGCAAGCUGCGCCCCUGCGCCCAGUAG